This is a messenger RNA of Schizophyllum commune H4-8, 500 nucleotides long. It is a transcript of the gene Hyd9, whose product is annotated as fungal hydrophobin. NCBI's taxonomy places the organism in Eukaryota, Fungi, Basidiomycota, Agaricomycetes, Agaricales, Schizophyllaceae. The transcript has 4 exons. Gene Ontology annotation, cellular component: fungal-type cell wall. Gene Ontology annotation, molecular function: structural constituent of cell wall. The record is from RefSeq and is a predicted model, not a curated record. The coding region runs from base 46 to 360 and encodes 104 amino acids.
CUGCAAGCCCUCAUUUGCUACCUCAGUUUCUGCUCUCGCAACAUCAUGCGCUUCUCCAUCCUCGUUUUCGCUCUUCCGGCGCUCGUCGCUGCCACCGGUACGCCGGCCAGCUGCAGCGGUGGCGGCGUGUACUGCUGCAACAAGACCGUCGACCACAACGACAAGUCCAUUCAGAAGCAGCUCUCCCUGGUCGGGGUGACGGCGGGUAGCAUCCAUGAUCUGGUUGGGCUCACCUGCACGCCGAUCACCGCUAUUGGCGUCGGCAGCGGCGCGCAGUGCAGCGCUCAGUCUGUGUGCUGCAGCAAGAGCUACCAGAAUGGUCUAGUCAACGUCAACUGCACGCCCAUCAAGAUCCUGUGAUCGGUAGUUCGAUGAAGGGCUUAGCGGAGCUACUUCCUCUGGCUGGCCUUGCAUCGCAGACUCCGGAGGGAUAGCGUAACGUACUUGUCGCUAUUUGUUAUAUCUUGCUGUAGAAUCAAGCCCUACGUGACUAUCUGUGC